Daphnia carinata is the source of this 1686-nucleotide messenger RNA. It is a transcript of the gene nclb, whose product is annotated as periodic tryptophan protein 1 homolog. The coding region runs from base 120 to 1592 and encodes 490 amino acids. Gene Ontology annotation, biological process: rRNA processing. Gene Ontology annotation, cellular component: nucleus. The record is from RefSeq and is a predicted model, not a curated record. NCBI's taxonomy places the organism in Eukaryota, Metazoa, Arthropoda, Branchiopoda, Diplostraca, Daphniidae. The transcript is spliced from 7 exons. Gene Ontology annotation, molecular function: protein binding.
CGAAACAGACGACACCGUCAUCAACACACACGUGUACGGUGUAACGUCUAACGUGUUUCUUCGACUGUGCAUCACAUUUCUAUUUUGCAUUAUAACUUUCCAAAGUUAUCGUGAAUAAAAUGGAAAAAGAGGAAGAUGUUGAACAAGCCAGCUUAAACUUUAUUCCGUGCCUGGCUUGGAUUCGCCGUGGCGUUGCCAAAUUGAAUCCGGAAAAGGUUGAACUCACAAAAGAAGAACUCGAGGCUCUAAUUGGUAAAACAAAAGGAGAGUUGGCAGAGCUAGAUGAAGAAGACAAAGAAGAGAACGAGGAAGAUAAAGAAGAGAUGGAUGAGGGUGAAGCUGGUGACAAUGAUAAUACAGACAAAAUAGAUGAAAAAGUGGACAGCAAUAUGGAUGAAGAUGCUAAAAUAGCAGCAGAAUAUGGAUUGGAUGACUAUGAUGAUGAUGAUGACAAUGUUCUCAUGGGAAUUGAGAAUUUAGCUGUAUUCUCUGAUGAGACUCAAGACCCUUAUGUCACAAAGCCAGAUGAUGAAGACAGUGAAGAAGAGGAUGACUUUAACCUAUUACCUACAGACAAUCUCAUCGCCGUCGGGCACGUCGAAGGAGACGCUGCCAUUCUUGAAAUCUAUGUAUAUAAUGCUGAAGAAGCCCAUCUUUAUGUACACCACGAGACAUUCCUGCCCGCUCUUCCCUUGUGCAUGGAAUGGCUAGACUUUAAUCCUAGCGAAACAAAACCAGGCAACUACUUGGCUGUUGGUAGCAUGUCUCCCAUCAUUGAAGUUUGGGACGUGGAUAUCGUCGGCAGUCUAGAACCUGAAUUUCGAUUAGGCAAAAAGAAGAGCCGCAAGAAGAACAUUGCAGGUGUUGGACACAAGGAUGCCGUCCUCAGCCUCUCCUGGAAUAAUCGCGUCAGAAAUUUAUUAGCGAGCGGAUCUGCAGAUCAUACAACAAUGUUGUGGGACAUGAAUAACCAGGUGGUAGCCUCUACACUUCCUCAUCCGGAGAAGGUGCAGAGCUUGCAGUUCCACCCUUUUGAAAUUCAAACACUAUUGACGGGCUGUUGUGAUCAAAAAGUUCGUGUUUACGACUGCAGAAGCGAAAGCUUCAAGAGCUGGAAAGUUGAAGGUGAAGUUGAACGAGUACUUUGGGAUCAUUUCAACCCGUACUGCUUCCUGGCCAGCACCGAAGCGGGUCAUGUCUACUACAUGGACGCCCGUAACGACGAGAAACCUCUGUGGCAGUUGAAUGCUCACACGAAAGCGUGCACGGGGCUGUCUCUCAGUUCGCAAUGCCCGGGAUGCCUCGUCACCGCAUCGCAAGACAAAAUGUUCAAAAUCUGGGACAUUCAAUCCGGCAAGCCGACCUUCAUCGGAGAGCACGAUUUCAAAAUAGGCGGAAUCUACGUGGCCAACGCCUGUCCAGAUGCUCCUUUCGCCUUCUGCAUGGGUGGCGACAACCGUAGCGACAACUUCAAAGUCUGGGAUAUUCGACAAAGCUCCGCCGUAUUGGACAGAUUUGAAAGAAGGCAACUCGUUCAACCGUUAAUCCAAACAUGCCCGUCUGAACCAGCAGCAACAACCAACCAAUCAUAAUUUCAAUUCUUUGUUUUUUUUUUUUAAGUACAUUGAUAAACUACUGGAUAGGGACGGAAAUGAAAAACAAGUAAAUUUCUCUUUUCUGCUGACA